AUGAAAAGUCUUCCUUCUGCACACUCGAGAGCAGUACGCCGGGGCAAGGAACAGACCAAGGAAGAUGAGCAACACUGCCAGCACCGCGCCCUCCUCACCCCCUACAAGAUGGGAAGGUUUGAUCUUUCCCACAGGGUAGUUCUUGCACCGCUGACAAGGGAGCGAUCCUUCGGAAAUGUUCCUCAGCCUCAUGCCAUACUAUAUUAUCAACAGAGAGCAACCAAAGGAGGCCUUUUAAUUGCUGAGGCCACUGGAGUUUCAGACACUGCUCAAGGGUACAAAGACACUCCUGGCAUUUGGACAAAGGAGCAAGUAGAAGCAUGGAAACCGAUCGUGAAUGGAGUUCAUGCUAAAGGAGGAAUAUUUUUCUGUCAGAUUUGGCAUGUAGGAAGAGUCUCUAAUCACACUUUUCAGCCUAAUGGGCAGGCUCCAAUUUCGAGCACUGAUAAGCCACUCAAACCUGUAGCGAGAGCCAACGGCAUAGAUGCGCCUACAAUCUCAACUCCUAGGCGGCUACAGACUAAUGAGAUUCCUUUGGUAAUCAACGAUUUUAGGGUUGCUGCUAGAAAUGCAAUUGAAGCCGGAUUUGAUGGUGUUGAAAUCCAUGGAGCUCAUGGUUAUUUGAUUGAUCAGUUCUUAAAGGACCAAGUCAAUGAUCGCACUGACAAAUAUGGUGGGAGCUUAGAGAAUCGCUGCCGGUUUGCACUGGAAGUAGUUCAAGCCGUAGUUGAUGAAGUUGGAGCUGAUAAGGUUGGGAUAAGGCUCUCACCGUUUGCGAACUAUUCAGAGGCAUCCGACUCAAACCCAGAAGCUCUAGGCCUAUACAUGGCACAUGCACUGAACAAAUUUGGAGUUCUCUAUUGUCACAUGGUGGAACCACGGAUGGUGAAUAUUGGUGAAAAGUUUGUAACUCCCCAUAGUCUUCGCCCCAUAAGGGAUGCUUUUAAGGGAACAUUUAUUGUAGCUGGGGGAUACGACAGGGAUGAUGGAAAUAAAGCAAUCGCCGACGGCUAUGCUGAUUUGGUAGCAUAUGGGCGCUUGUUUCUAUCCAAUCCUGACUUGCCUCGGAGGUUUGAAAUAGGUGCUCCUCUCAACAAGUACAUAAGAGAUACUUUCUACCUCUCUGAUCCAGUUAUUGGAUACACUGACUACCCAUUUCUGCCGUCCAAUGUCUAG
Molecule: messenger RNA, 1176 nt
Organism: Triticum turgidum subsp. durum (durum wheat)
Lineage: Eukaryota; Viridiplantae; Streptophyta; Magnoliopsida; Poales; Poaceae
Source: the annotation of a GenBank genome assembly